AUGGCGAAUCCAACCAGCAAUACCUACAUGGCGAUACCGCCACCACCACUGCCCGAGUUCUACUUAGCCGAAAAGCUCAACAAGACAGUCAUCACUUCCUCAGCGUCUGGCUCCGACCGCGGCGUAGAGCAUCCAUCAGCGCCGCGAACGAAGAAUUCGAUCUGCCAAUAUCCACCCACUCUGGACGGCACCGACGAAAGAUAUUUGUUCACCGCGGCGUCUGCGUACACGGCCGCGAGCAAGGAGCGCCAAUCUUCACAAGACCGACGAGAUGGCGACCUGCAGCCGCUGGCGGUAUACCACAUUUGCCGAAUAUGUCUCCGCCCGCGCAGCGCGCGCUAUCAUCGUGAUCACCCGAUACCCAUCGACGGUGUUCCUCCACCUCCAAGCAUUUGCAGGCGGUGCCGCGUUUCACCAGCAGACGAGCUGCGAUCAGUCACUGAGAUCAUCGAGCGGCCGGAGAGCAAUGAGAUCAAGCUCGGUGUCAAGUGUCUUGUACCAGACGGAGAAUACAUCAGCAAUUUGGAGAUGAGAGACAAACAAUCAGAUUACGAAUGGAGUCGCAGUGAGUGGCGAGAGCUCGAGCCUUUGCCGCCAAAGGAACCAAAACCGAGUGAUAAAACUGAAGUGAUUCAUCGUCACAUUCACAUUGCUGUGCCCCCUCCGCCGCUGCGCGAAGCCUCAAGAGCAAAGUCGGCAGAAAAGCCAGCUGGCAGUCGUUCGACAUCUUACCAGAGCGAAAGUGAGAGAUCGAGUAAACUGGAUCUUCAACACGGCGUGCCACCUCCACCGCGGCGACGGACCGACACUUCCACUGACGUUCGGAAGAUCGAUAGUAACGCAGCAUCAGUCUCCACACAGGCAUCGAAAUCUGUCAAAUGCAAACAUCAAUCGUCCUACUGCAAUACAGCAGCCCUCGGGAUACCGGCACAGUCAGAGCGUAGUGAGUCUGAGAUCCGGAGACUGGCCCGAGAUGAGGUUGAACGUUAUAGACAGGCCGAGCGCCGAAUGGAUGCUCACCGUCAACCAUAUGCACAUGGAAGAUUGGUUCCCAUGUUUACCAGAGAGCGGGUACCUGUGGAACGACGUAUUGAGUUGCAGGAAGACCGCGCUCACUACAUGCCCUGGAAGCACACAUCAGAGCCACAGGGACCUGGCAAAGAUUCUGCUUUCGCUCUUACCACCACUCAAGUGGACAUGAAGAAGAUGAAGGAGUUGAAGGAGAUGAAGGAAGCCACUGCCACUAAAGAGGAUGAGGAGGACAGACAUAAGAGCACACAGCACCUACGAAUGCAAGAUGGUCCUCUCCGACAUGAGAGUCCUCGGCCUCCAUCCAGCUCUGCCUCAGAAAAGACCAGAUGGCCGUCGACAACGCAAUCACGCCAGUACCGUGUAGAGGAAGUUGAGGCGCAGUCAUCCGGGCCGCCGACUCUGGCUGAACGUAAGCCUCGCAAGUAUGAGGUCGUCGAAGUAGUCGACGAUUGGGAGCAUCCCGAUGUGCGACUUGCUGUAUCGGCGGACCAAUCGAAGGUGCGUUCCGAGUCACAACACGAAUCGGGAAUUCGUAGGAAUCCAAAUCACAGCGAUGAAAGAUCCUCGACAGUUGGACGCUCUAGUACAUGGAAAGAUACAGAAUACUGGAGAUAUGAAGAGCCGGCUCCUGUAGCUGAUGGCCGCUCUACCGACUUCCGUCCUGUUCAUGUCAUCGAACAGCUGGCCAAAGAAGAACAAACCCGUGACUCUCGUGCUUCACAUUUGCAGGGGCGGUCCAGAUCCACCGGCAAUGAGGGCGCUCUACUAUCCUCCCCAACUGCAGUGCGCAAUCGAAAUGCAGUUGCUGAGAUCCGGGCUAAAUCCACAACAGAGCAGCAAGCCAGAGGUUCGCAGCCGCGAAAGCCGCCAUAUCCACGAGAUGGCCAGAGCAUGCCUCUCCAAAUGCCAUCACCCAGCCGUCAUACGUCGAGAAACUGCAACAGUCCAGACGAAGUGCGAGCUCCGCGCGAUGAUGAUAGCGAGUAUUACUACGUCAAGCGAGUUGUACGGCCAGCGGAUCGGCCGCUUGCGAAGCGUUUCGACGACGAGAAGGGUGAUUACUACCGUGAGACGCGAGAAUAUCUCCAUCGGCGAAGGAUUCCUGAAGGUGAUGCCCCUGCAAACGAGCCGCAGAGGGCUCACACACAUCCUGCGACGCGACGGCCAAGUGAUGCCUCUAGUCGAGUGCGCUUCUCUAACAAAGUUGACAUAUCCCCAACACCGCCGAACAGUGACGCCAACUCGUCUGAGUUCCGAAGCUUAGGUCAGGCUAAGCUACCAAGAGACGACCGCUCUAUCAGCAAACAUGAGGAUUACACCGUUGAGUACGAGCGUAGGGGCCGUCCACGAAGCCGCGAUCCUGCUGAUCAGAAUGGCUAUUACUACGAGAAGGACACCAUACGCUCUCGGCAGCGCGGAUAUCGACCGGCUCCUAAUACAGACGACGAAUCAACUCCAAGACCACCACGGCGGCCGUCUGGAUCCAGCGAGACGGCGACAGCACAAAGUACAUUGCCGAGCAACGUGAAGGCAUUUGCCCGCGUUUUGAGCGAGUCUCCUUCUAGGGAGAAACUCCUCGAAGAGACCGAGAGGCAGCGAGUCGAUGGCACGGGACCGUACCACAUCGAGGAGAGGCGCAGUGCCAGCGUGGAGGUAGAGGACGGAAGCUCGAACAGUGGCAGUAGUUGCAUUAACGCGAGGGAUCACCGCGAGCGACAUGUGCGGAGUGAACGACAUGGUAGGCGCUGA
Lecanosticta acicola is the source of this 2781-nucleotide messenger RNA. NCBI's taxonomy places the organism in Eukaryota, Fungi, Ascomycota, Dothideomycetes, Mycosphaerellales, Mycosphaerellaceae. The record is from the annotation of a GenBank genome assembly.